Pyricularia oryzae 70-15 is the source of this 1174-nucleotide messenger RNA. RefSeq lists its product as uncharacterized. NCBI's taxonomy places the organism in Eukaryota, Fungi, Ascomycota, Sordariomycetes, Magnaporthales, Pyriculariaceae. The transcript is spliced from 4 exons. The coding region runs from base 761 to 1174 and encodes 137 amino acids. The record is from RefSeq and is a predicted model, not a curated record.
CGUCUCGUACGACUGGCCCAUCCACUGGGUGCUGUUUUUUUCUUCCUUGCUGUUGUUGCUGUUUUUGAUUUUCCCUCCUCUCUCUAGUGUAGGACUUUUGGACAAGGACCAAAGCCCGUUUCUCAAAGUGGUAAAUACAAUCUCAAGUGUCAAAAGUAUCAUACCCACCAAUACUCUUCUUGUAGCUCGAGUCUUAACCAGAGAUGCAUGAUUGCUGGAAAAAAUCAAGAAAGUACAUGUAGUGUGAACAGGGGAGAGAAGAGGACAGAUGGAAGAGAAAAGUAAAAGAACAAAAAAGGGAAAGAAACCCCUCCUCGAGCCUAGAGACACGGGCAACCUGCCAGACGGGCAAAGACGCGAUCCACACUUACUGGGCCUCCCCUGAGAUUUUGUUUCCCACUAGCCCAAAGACCCGACCGAAACGGAAACCAUCACCGGCUCGCUGUGUGUACAGUACAGGGGCUCUAAAUCUUUGCCGGGCGCAACACAGUGAUUAUGGCGAUGAGGGCUAUAGUACCGGAAGCCACACCACACCCCCUCUGCAACUUGACAAUGGCGAUGCGGGAUCUGGGUGGACGGGUGGCAGUCUCCCUCCCCCUGGCUACCAGGGCUAGUCAAGAUACAGUGAACAGAGGAUAGGAAGGUGAAAUAGGAGAGAGAGAGAGAGGGCGAAAAUGAACAAGUGAACGAUGUCUGGAAUCUGGUACCGUUCUGUUCGAAAUUUGGAACGCCAGGCUCAACUUGUUGAGGAAAGAACGCAAUGCCUGCCCCAGACCAAAUUACUCGGGUUCCCAGCGGACUCAAAGGCCAUCGUUCCUUUGAGACCCCAACCAAGAACAUGAUGGGGGGGUCACACGCGGGACACGAAUCACUAUCGCUGUCGACGAUGGUGCUGCAGGACAAACCGUACUACUCGCGUAUUUGCCUUGCUGUCGGCAGCUAUGACGGCAGUAUUGCAGAUGCGAUAUCUUCCAAGGAUUCGAGCGGAAGUUUUGCCCCUUUCUCGACCUUCCUCGUCACUAGACCGGAUCGAUGUGUGAGGCGAGGCAUGUUCAGUAGAAGGAAACUUGUUCAGCCGAGGGGCCAGACAAUCGGGUACCGAGUGCGAAGUGACAGGGCGAGACCUACAGGAGGCGGCACGGCAAAGACCCGUUCCACGGAUUCAACUGGGUGA